Messenger RNA from Phragmites australis (common reed), 1540 nucleotides. Its product is annotated as probable purine permease 4. Gene Ontology annotation, cellular component: membrane. The coding region runs from base 24 to 1151 and encodes 375 amino acids. Gene Ontology annotation, molecular function: purine nucleoside transmembrane transporter activity. NCBI's taxonomy places the organism in Eukaryota, Viridiplantae, Streptophyta, Magnoliopsida, Poales, Poaceae. The transcript has a single exon. The record is from RefSeq and is a predicted model, not a curated record.
CCCCCAACCAACUCGACUCGCCAAUGCCCACCGCCGCCACCACCACUCCGGCCCCGCUGCUCGACAUGCCGCUGUCGAACAAUGGCGCGAGGCGGCGCCUGCUGCUGUGCGCCAACUACGCCGCGCUGCUCGGCGGCUCAGUGGCGUCCAGCCUGCUGUCCCGGUACUACUUCGCGCACGGCGGGCGCGACCGCUGGGUGGCCACGCUAGUACAGUCGGUCGGCUUCCCGGUUCUGAUCGUGCCCGUCUACGCCGGCCGCCCCGCCACGCAGCCCCGUCCGUUCGCGUGGUUCACUCGGCGGAUGCUGGCGGUGUGCGUGGUCAUCGGCGUGCUCAUGGGGGUCAACAACCUGCUCAUCUCCUACAGCUCGUCGUACCUGCCCGUGUCCACCUCGUCGCUGUUGCUGUCUACGCAGCUGGCCUUCACGCUCGUGCUCGCCGCCGUCAUCGUGCGCCACCCGCUCACCUUCUCCAACAUCAAUGCCGUCGUGCUCCUCACGCUCAGCGCCGUGCUGCUCGCGCUCCGCUCGUGCGACUCGGGCGAGCGCCCCGAUGGCGGGAGCAGGGCGAGGUACUUCUUGGGCUUCGCGGUCACGCUCGGCGCCGCGGGGCUCUUCGCCGCCUACCUGCCGGUGAUGGAGCUGGUGUACCGCAGGACCGUGUCCGGGGGGUUCCGCAUGGUGGUGGAGGUGCAGGUGAUCAUGCAGGCCGCGGCGACGGCGCUGGCGGUGGCCGGGCUGGCCGCGGCCGGCGAGGGGCGGGAGGAGCUGGCGCGGUGGCACCUGUCGCCGGCCGCGUACUGGGCGGUGGUCGCCGCGCUGGUGGUGACGUGGCAGACCUGCUUCAUGGGCACCGCUGGGAUGGUGUACCUCACGUCGUCGCUGCACAGCGGCGUGUGCAUGACCGCCGUGCUGACCGCCAACGUGAUCGGCGGCGUGGUCGUGUUCCACGACCCGUUCGGCUGGGAGAAGGCCAUUGCCACCGUGCUCUGCGUCUGGGGCUUCUCCUCCUACUUGUACGGUGAGUACAGCACGCAGCAGAAGACGCAGGAAGGCGAUGCCAAGGUGGCGGCCGCGUCCAACGGUGGCGGCGCGCACAAGAGCGUUACAAGUGGCGCGGGAGGAGGAGGAGGUGCAAUGGAAACCGUUUGAGCUACCCUUUCUUUUUUCCCCCUUCUAGAGCACAUAAUAAUAUAUGAAGCAUGUGAAACAUGGAAAUGCUAAGAGAAGGAGAGUAUAGUGGGAGAAGAAUCAUGAAUGGUACAUCCUAUGGGUCUAGUUGCACAAUGCAUGACACAUAAACUAGGCAUGCAUGGCACAAGAGACAAACGUAUAUAUGCUGUUUACAUCGUACGUACGUGUGGAACGGUCCAUGAUAGAGAGAGAGACAGAGGUUUUGUGGUUGUGGUUUGGUGGUUAGUUGUUUGCAAGGUUUAAGGUUUAGUGUAACUGUGGACGGAUGAAUGGAGUGGUAGGUCAUAUAAACAUGUUACACCUACUGCUCCUAUGGUGUAGUAUAACAUGUGUUGAUCAACUUAAUU